Molecule: messenger RNA, 1191 nt
Organism: Cutaneotrichosporon oleaginosum
Lineage: Eukaryota; Fungi; Basidiomycota; Tremellomycetes; Trichosporonales; Trichosporonaceae
Biological process (GO): glycine biosynthetic process; L-threonine catabolic process
Cellular component (GO): cytosol
Molecular function (GO): L-allo-threonine aldolase activity
Source: RefSeq, a predicted model, not a curated record
AUGGCGACUGCGCGCGAGCCGGACGUGACGGCCGAGUUCGGGGGCGAGCGCAACGUCGCUCAGCUGCACAAGAUCAGCCGCGACUUUCGGAGCGACACGCUGACGGUGCCGACGGAUGCGCAACUGCGCGCGGCAGCGACAGCGACGCGCGGCGACGACGUGUAUGCCGAGGACGCGGAUGUGUGUGCGCUCGAGCGCCGCAUCGCGCUGCUCGCGGGCAAGGAGGCGUGCCUCUUCGCGGCGAGCGGGACGAUGACGAACCAGCUCGCGAUCCGCUCGCACCUCGUGCAGCCGCCGCAUGCGGUGCUCGUCGACGCGCGCGCACACGUGCACCAGUACGAGGCGGGGGGGAUCGCGCUGUUCUCGCAGGCGACGACACACACCGUGUCGCCGAGAGGCGAGCACAUGACGGCCGAGGAGGUCGAGGGCGCGCUGCAGCUCGGGAGCGACGUGCAUCGCGCGCCGACGCGUCUCGUCUGUCUUGAAAACACGCUGAGCGGCAUCGUGUUCCCGCAGGCCGAGAUCGUCAAGAUCGCCGCCCUCGUCCACGCCCACGGCAUACCGCUGCACCUGGACGGCGCGCGCGUGUGGAACGUGGCCGCGCGCGCGGCGGACGAGCGCGGGCUGGGUACGGGGGAGGACGCACUGCGCACUGUGCUGUCCGACCUGCUGGCGCCGUUCGACAGCGCGUCCCUCUGUCUCUCGAAGGGUUUGGGUGCGCCGAUCGGGAGCGCGCUCGUCGGCCCAAAGAAGCUCGUCGACCGCGCGCGCUGGUUCCGCAAAGCGUUCGGCGGCGGGUGGCGGCAGGCCGGCAGCCUGGCCGCCAUGGCGGACCAUGCGAUCACGCACCACUUCCCGCGCUUGGCGGGGACGCAUGCGCUCGCGCGCCGCCUCGCGGCAGGCCUUGAGGACGCGGGGUAUACGCUCGCCGCGCCUGUGGACACGAACAUGGUGUUCUUUGAGCCGCCGCGGGGCAUUACGGUCGACGCGGUGGGGCAGGCGCUCGCGGCGCUGCCGGACCCCAUUGCGAUUGCGGGCAACCGGUGUGUGCUGCACCACCAGACGAGUGCGGCGGCGGUGGACGAGUUUGUGGAGGUUGCGCGUCGGCUGGUGGAGGAGGCGGGGGAGGUUGGGGAGGGCCGGGAGGGGCGAGAGGGGCCGGAGCGGAAGCGCGCGAAGCUGGGCUACUAG